This is a messenger RNA of Brassica rapa (field mustard), 987 nucleotides long. Its product is annotated as ER membrane protein complex subunit 8/9 homolog. The record is from RefSeq and is a predicted model, not a curated record. NCBI's taxonomy places the organism in Eukaryota, Viridiplantae, Streptophyta, Magnoliopsida, Brassicales, Brassicaceae. Gene Ontology annotation, cellular component: EMC complex.
UUUGUGCGGAUCCGAUCAAGUUCCACUAUCGCUAACAAACGAAGUUGAUCUCAGAACGUGGUCUCUUCCAGUAAUCCAAUCGCCGCGAGUGGGAUUUGAAGGACUGAGUCUGGGAUCGAGUUAACUAUGGGAAGUAACGGGGAAUUGAAGUAUGAGAUCUCACAGAAGGCUUACAUCAAACUCGUUCUCCACUCGCUGCGUCACAAGACGGCGGCGGUCAACGGAGUCCUCGUCGGUCGAAUCAGCCCUAAGGACGAAGGCCUCGUGGAGAUCUCCGAUUCAGUGCCGCUCUUUCACUCUAACCUCGCUCUCCUUCCUCCUCUCGAGAUCUCCCUCAUCAUGAUAGAGGAGCAUUACGUGGCUCAAGGUUUGAGUAUUGUUGGCUACUUUCACGCCAACGAGAGGUUCGAUGACGUGGAGCUCUGUGGUGUCGCUAAGAACAUUGGUGAUCACAUCUCUCGCUAUUUCCCUCCUGCACCUAUUCUCUUGUUGAACAACAAAAAGCUUGAAGCCUUGUCAAAGGGUAAAGAUCGAAGCCCUGUGAUGCAGCUUUGUGUGAAAGACGGAUCCAAGAACUGGAGAGUGGUUGGAACAGAUGGAGGAAGCAAGCUACUCUUGAAAGAGCCUUCGGCCAAUGUAGUUUUGUCAGAUUACAUUUCAUCUGAGAAAUGGAAGGACGUCACUGAUGUUGAUGAUCAUCUGGAUGAUAUCACCAAGGACUGGUUAAACCCUGGACUUUUCAACUGAAGACGACGGGUAUGCGAUGCGAUGUUAGUUAAUUAGAGUUUUGCUUCCAUCUUCAGUUGAGAAACAAAAACAAAAAAAAUUCUCAAGAGACCCUUGUUUACAAUUUUAUAUCUUAAACACGAGUUUAUCACUUGAAUGAUGUCUUUUGAGUCUUGUUCUCGUGAUCCAGUUUUUUUCUAUUUGGUUGUUCCACUUUUGGUUAUAUAGUUGGAAACUUGGAAUGAAAGCUCUGCUUUGUUA